Molecule: messenger RNA, 2283 nt
Organism: Myxozyma melibiosi
Lineage: Eukaryota; Fungi; Ascomycota; Lipomycetes; Lipomycetales; Lipomycetaceae
Product: mitochondrial Homoaconitase
Exons: 3
Coding region: 85-2187 (700 amino acids)
Biological process (GO): L-lysine biosynthetic process
Molecular function (GO): 4 iron, 4 sulfur cluster binding; homoaconitate hydratase activity
Source: RefSeq, a predicted model, not a curated record
UUUUUUUUUUUUUUCUUUUUUUCUUUCUCCAGGACUCAAUUCUUUGCUUGUCGAGCAAACAGAUAGACAGAAAAGAACUGAAAGAUGCCGCGAACUUCGACCGUGGCUCCAGUUGUGGACGCAAUGUGGAGCGUGUGGCGGUCCCAGCAACACCGGGCACUUGCUACCGCGACGACCAUCCCCAGCAGCAAGACGGCGAGCACGCGCCAGAACCUGACGGAGAAGAUUGUGCAAAAGUACAGCGUGGGACUGCCGGAGGGAAAGGUUGUGCGGUCGGGCGACUUUGUGACGAUCAAGCCGCAGCACUGCAUGACGCACGACAACUCGUGGCCUGUGGCGAUGAAGUUCAUGGGAUUGGGCGCGACGAAGGUGCAUGAUAACCGGCAGGUUGUGUUGACGCUCGACCACGACGUGCAAAACAAGACACCAAAGAACCUGGAGAAGUACGCAAACAUCGAGAAGUUCGGCCGCGACCACGGCAUCGACUUCUACCCGGCCGGGACCGGUAUCGGCCACCAGAUCCUCGUCGAGCAGGGCUACGCGUUCCCGAGCACGAUGACGGUCGCCUCGGACUCGCACUCAAACAUGUACGGCGGCGUCGGCUGCCUGGGCACGCCGAUGGUGCGCACGGAUGCGGCCGCGAUCUGGGCGACGGGCCAGACGUGGUGGCAGAUCCCGCCGGUUGCGAAGGUCGAGCUGCGCGGCCGGCUGCCGGCAGGCGUGUCGGGCAAGGACGUGAUUGUCGCGCUCUGCGGAGCGUUCAACAACGACAACGUGCUCAACCACGCGAUCGAAUUCACCGGCGACGCGAUCCCGGACCUGACCGUCGACGACCGGCUGACGAUCGCAAACAUGACUACGGAGUGGGGCGCGCUGUCGGGUUUGUUCCCUGUCGACAGCGUGCUGAUUAACUGGCUCCGCGGACGGGUUCUGCGUCUGCCGCAGCCGCAUCCGCGGGUGUCGUCCGAGCGGGUUGAGGCGCUUGCAAAGGCGCUCGAGGAAGGUGAUCCGUCGCUGAGUGCGUCGGAGGACGCUGUGUACGCCAAGCACCUCGUGCUCGACCUGUCUACGCUGUCUCCCUACAUCUCUGGCCCCAACUCUGUCAAGGUCAUGAACUCGCUCACCGAUCUCGCCAAGCAGAACAUCCCGAUCAACAAGGCGUACCUGGUGUCGUGCACAAACUCGCGUCUGUCAGACAUCCACGCCGCCGCGGAGGUCGUCAAGGGCCGCAAGGUCGCCGACGGCGUCGAGUUCUAUAUCGCCGCCGCGAGCAAGAACGUGCAGAAGGAUGCCGAGGACGAAGGAGCCUGGCAGGCGCUGAUCGACGCCGGCGCGCGCCCGCUUCCCGCGGGAUGCGGACCGUGCAUCGGUCUCGGAACCGGUCUGCUCGAGGACGGCGAGGUCGGAAUCUCUGCCACGAAUCGCAACUUCAAGGGCCGCAUGGGCAGCCGCGACGCGCUGGCGUACCUGGCCUCGCCGUCGGUGGUGGCUGCGUCUGCGGUGCUGGGCCGGAUUGGGUCGCCUGUUGAGGUGCUCGGGGGUGCGAUCCCGGAGACGGCGCAGUUGAUGAGCGCUGAGGUUGCGAUUGAGGGUGCGGGAGAUGCGGCAGAGGGCGAGGCGAUGCCGACGCAGGUGUUGGAUGGAUUUCCGGCGUUGAUUGAGGGCGAGCUCGUGUUUUGCGAUGCCGACAAUAUCAACACGGACGGAAUCUACCCAGGAAAAUACACGUACCAGGACGAUGUCUCCCGCGAGAAGAUGGCGGAGGUGUGCAUGGAGAACUACGAUCCCGAAUUCGGCAAGAAGACGGUUGCGGGUGACGUAAUUGUGAGCGGAUUCAAUUUUGGAACCGGCUCGUCGCGUGAGCAGGCCGCUACGUGUAUUCUUGCGCGCGACAUCCGACUGGUAGUCACAGGCUCGUUCGGCAACAUUUUUUUCCGCAACAGUAUCAACAACGCGCUGCUGACGCUUGAGCUGCCGGCGCUGAUUGCGCUGCUGCGGGAGCGGUACGAGGGUGCCGCGCCGGAGCUGACGCGGCGGACGGGGUUGUUUAUCAAGUGGGACGUGACGCGGGCGCGGGUGCAGGUGCGGGAGGGAAAGGAUGGGGAGGUUGUGUUGGAGCAGAAGGUUGGAGAUUUGGGACCUAAUUUGCAGGAUAUUAUUAUCCAGGGGGGUUGGAGGGGUGGGUGAAGAACGAGAUUAGCCGUUAAAAAAGUUGUCAAUCUUUUGUUUAUGUUUAUGUUAGAAGAAGCAGAAUAUGAAGAAUAGAAGUAGUAUAGAAGAAGA